Cervus elaphus (red deer) is the source of this 787-nucleotide messenger RNA. Its product is annotated as putative protein ZNF720. Bases 103 to 411 code for a protein of 102 amino acids. The record is from RefSeq and is a predicted model, not a curated record. Gene Ontology annotation, biological process: regulation of DNA-templated transcription. The transcript is spliced from 3 exons. NCBI's taxonomy places the organism in Eukaryota, Metazoa, Chordata, Mammalia, Artiodactyla, Cervidae.
UGUAAAAGUUAUAUUCUUGUGUACUAGCAGCCACUCGCCUAAAGGAAAACCAGGUCUCUGAACUUGCUGUUUCCAUCAUGGGUCACAUUAGGAAGUCUUCCCAUGGCCCCAGGGCAUCUGUACUUUGUAUUUCAGGGACGGCUGACCUUCCGGGAUGUGGCCAUAGACUUCACUCAAGAGGAGUGGGAAUGCCUGGACCUCGGUCAGCGGGACUUGUACACGGACGUGAUGGUAGAGAAUUAUAGGAACCUGGCCUCCUUGGGUCUUGUGGUCUCUAAGCCAGACUUGGUCACCUUUCUGGAGCAAAUGAAGGAUCUCAGGAAUAUAAGGAGAAUGCAGACAACAGGCAUAUACCCAGCUAUACCUCCUCAAGACACCCAGGAUUUGAUGCCAAAGAAACCAAGGGUAUAAGAUUUGUUCCCAAAAGCAAACCUAGGAAUAUAUGAAAGAUUUCACCUCAGAAACUUGCAAUUAAUGAAAGACUCAGAACAUACAAGGGCGUGUGAAAGACAGAGAGGAUGUUUACAUGGACAUAAAGAAAUUGAGACAGUUACACAUAAUGCAGACAUUACUGUAGAAAGAAAUGAGCUACUUGAGUCAAAUUGGGGGAAACACUCAUUUCAGUCUUCAACAUCUGCUGAGAAGUGUACGUUUUUCAGAAAAAGUUUACAUUGUUUUUUGAAACAUACUUGUUCUCUGAAAGGAAAUGUGGAAAAUCUGGAAGGUCCUCCAGUCUCUACUGUACAUACUCCUUCCAACCACUCUGAGCAUAGGCUUCGAUUCAACA